Helianthus annuus (common sunflower) is the source of this 972-nucleotide messenger RNA. RefSeq lists its product as uncharacterized. The transcript has 2 exons. Gene Ontology annotation, molecular function: zinc ion binding; nucleic acid binding. Bases 1 to 972 code for a protein of 323 amino acids. Lineage: Eukaryota; Viridiplantae; Streptophyta; Magnoliopsida; Asterales; Asteraceae. The record is from RefSeq and is a predicted model, not a curated record.
AUGGAGACUAUAAUAGACAUUAGCGGUUGCGCUAAGGAGGAUGUGGUCAUGUUUGUAUCCCAACCGUUUAAGGGCGAUGCCCUCACAUGGUGGAAGGCGCUAGUACAGUCCACCGGGAAAGUUCAUUUGUACAAUCUCUCGUGGGAGAAGUUUGUUGAUUUGGUGAAGGACACUUACUGUCUUCAGCACGAAGUAGAGGGGAUAGAGACUGAUUUCCUCACCCUUGUGAUGAAGGAUCUAGAUUGUAGAUCCUAUGUGACUAGUUUCAAUUCCAUGUCAAGGCUGGUACCGUAUCUAGUCACUCCUGAGUCCAAACGCAUUGCGCGUUUCAUUGGUGGUCUGGCCCCUGAAGUGAAGGGGAAUAUAAAGGCUUCUAAGCCAGCCACUUAUAGAUCCGCUGUGGAUCUAUCAUUGUCCCUCACAUUGGAUGUUGUGAGGAGUCGGGCGAAGAAGACUACUAAAGAGGGAAUGAGGAAAAGAGUGGAUGAUCAGUCUUCUCAAUCAAACAAAAAGAGCAAAGGGAACUCUGGUUCCAAGAAGGGGCAAUCAGGUGAUAAGCCCAGGUGCAAGACUUGCCACAAAAGGCACUUUGGAAAGUGCAAUCGGGACCCACAAGCCAAACCCUGUGGGAUCUGCAAAAAGAAGGGGCACAAGUCUGUUGAGUGCCGGAAUAUUAAGGAUGCGACCUGUUAUGGUUGCAAUGAAAAGGGGCAUAUUAAAACCAACUGCCCCAAGAACGUAAAGAAGCCUAAAGAGGCAAAGAAGAACAAUGCCAGAGUGUUCCAGAUGCAAGCAAGGGAAGCGGUGAAUGACGAUAACGUCAUAACAGAAGUAGGAGAAGCUCAGUUAUUAGGACCCGAGAUAGUCCUUGAGAAAACGGACAAGAUUGUCCAAAUCCGUGAUCGCCUGAAAGCAGCCAGAGAUAGACAGAAGACUUAUGCCGAUAAGAGGCGUAAACCUCUAAAGUUUUAG